This is a messenger RNA of Haplochromis burtoni (Burton's mouthbrooder), 2671 nucleotides long. RefSeq names its product alpha-2-macroglobulin. Gene Ontology annotation, cellular component: extracellular region. NCBI's taxonomy places the organism in Eukaryota, Metazoa, Chordata, Actinopteri, Cichliformes, Cichlidae. The record is from RefSeq and is a predicted model, not a curated record. Gene Ontology annotation, molecular function: endopeptidase inhibitor activity.
ACACGCUUUGUCUGUGUCAGGUGUCAUUGGAGUUCACACCUUCUUCAACUGUCCCAGGAGAAAAAACCAACAUGGAGGUGACGGCGCUUCCACACUCUUUGUGUGGUUUAAGUGCCAUUGACAAGAGUGUCCUCAUCAAAGAGCCUGAGAAUAUCCUGCAUGCAGAUAAGAUAUUUAACUUGCUGCCUGUCAUGAAAGCAUCUUUUUUCCCAUAUCGGCUACGAGAACCAAGAAAAUGCUUGAAAGUGAGAACAAGAAGAUAUUGUUCACCUAAAGGAGAUAAUGAAGCCUACAUUGCUUUUCAGAGAGUAGGAUUAAAGGUGGCAACAAACCUGCUGCUCGAAAUUCCUUCAUGUCUGAGUUUCAUGGGAAGAGAAUACCAGUUCAUGCCCUUAGCGGGUUCAAGUUACUCUGGAGGAUCUUUAGGUCCAUCAGAAGGGCCGAUGAAAACUGUCCGUGCUUUCUUCCCCGAGACUUGGAUUUGGGACCUGGUGGAAGUUGGAGAGUCUGGAUCAAAGGAUGUGUCCCUCACUGUCCCUGACACCAUCACGACCUGGGAGACGGAGGCUUUCUGCUUGUCCUCUCAGGGUUUUGGUUUGGCUCCUCGUCAAGAAGUUGAGGUCUUCCAGCCCUUCUUCCUCGAGCUCACUAUGCCCUACUCCAUCAUCCGCGGGGAGCACUUUGAACUGAAGGCAACUGUCUUCAGCUACCUGACCAGCUGCAUCAUGGUCACAGUCUUUUCUACGCCUUCCUCAGAUUAUACCCUCACCCCUCUUUCCGGUGAGCAGUACACAUCCUGUUUGUGUGCUAAGGAGCGCAAGACUGUGAGCUGGACCAUGAUUCCAACAGUUUUAGGGGCUGUGAAUGUCACCGUGUCUGCUGAGGCAGUGCCAUCCCAUGUUUCAUGUGAUAAUGAGGUUGUGAGAGUACCAGAGAGAGGCCGCAUUGAUGUGGUCACAAAAUCCUUCAUAGUAAAGGCUGAGGGGACUGAGAUGACAAAGACAUCCAACUGGCUGCUUUGUCCAAAAGGAGACACACUGACAGAGGAAACUGAGAUACAGCUGCCUGAGAAUAUGAUUGAAGGAUCUGCCCGCACUUUUGUAUCAGUCCUGGGUGACAUCCUCGGCCGGGCUCUGAAGAACUUGGAUGGACUGCUCCGGAUGCCAUAUGGAUGUGGAGAGCAGAACAUGGCUCUUCUAGCCCCCAACAUCUACAUCCUCCAGUACCUGAAAGGCACACAGCAGCUCACCCCAGCCAUCAUGGAAAAAGCUGCGAACUUCCUGACCAGUGGUUACCAAAGACAGCUGAACUACAAAAGUGAUGAAGGCGCAUACACCACAUUUGGAAGAGGACCAGGAAACACUUGGCUGACUGCUUUUGUGAUGAGAAGUUUUGCCAAAGCUCAGUCUUUUGUCUACAUUGAUCCAAAAAUCAUUCAAGAAUCUAAGACAUGGCUGGAAAAUAAACAACAAACAAAUGGCUGUUUUAAAAAGUCAGGCAAACUCUUCAACAACAGAAUGAAGGGUGGUGUGUCUGAUGAAGUGACUCUCAGUGCAUACAUCACUGCUGCUUUCUUGGAAAUGAAUAUAUCCCAACAUGAUCCUGUGAUGAACAAGAGCCUGGCUUGUCUCAAGGAGUCUCUCAGUGACCUGAGCAACACCUACACUACAGCUCUGCUGGCCUAUGUGUUCACUCUGGCAGGAGACGUGGAGACCCGAGCUCACCUUCUGCAGCACUUAGACACAGUUGCAGUGAGGGAAGGAGGUUUCCUCUACUGGUCUCAGACAGCAGCAGAAACAUCAGCCUCCCUGUCAGUGGAGAUCAGUUCUUAUGUGCUGUUGGCCAAACUCAGCGCCUCCCGACUGCUGGAUCUGGGAUAUGCCUCUGGUAUUAUCAGGUGGCUGACUGGGCAGCAGAAUUAUUACGGAGGCUUCUCCUCCACUCAGGACACAGUGGUGGCUCUUCAGGCUCUGGCUCUCUACUCCACUCUGGUGUUCAGUCCUGAGGGUUCAAGCACAGUGACAGUUCAGUCUGACAGCAGUCAGCUGACAUUUGAUGUAAAUCCGGGCAACAAACUGCUCUACCAGGAGGAGACGAUGCAGGGCGUGUCAGGAAAAUACAGCCUGGAGGUGAAGGGCACUGCAUGUGUGUCGGUGCAGAUUUCUGUUCACUACAACAUCCCGAGUCCCACUGAUGUCACUACUCUCAGCGUGGAGGUCAAAUCAGAGGUUGAUGCAACAAGUGAAUCCAGACGCAAGCUCACUCUGACAAUAAAAUCCCUGUACAGUGGAAAGGAGAAUACUACCAACAUGGUGAUCCUGGAUAUCAAAAUGCUCUCUGGAUUUGUCCCAAAUGCAGUGUCUUUAAAGAUGCUCGAAGGUGCCCCAUUGGUGGAUCGUGUUGAACAAACAGAAGAUCAUGUUCUGGUGUAUUUACAGGAGUUGCCAAAGGACAUGCCCAUGAACUACAGCUUGACAGUCAUAGAAGAACUUCGAGUGGAGAACCUGAAACCAGCCAUGAUCAAAAUCUAUGACUACUACCAGCCAAGUGACCAGGCUGAGACUGAAUACAUUUACCCAUCAGCUGCAGCUUAAAGAUGUGCAGUCAGUCCUGAGGUUGUCACGCAAGUUAUUCAACUUGCAUUUUAAUAAAGAUGCUUUUUAAACACAAA